AUGGUCAAGUACCUUUGGGUAUCAACUACCACGAAGCGAAGUGCGGACGAGAAGCAGGAGCUGAUCAGUUGGCUCGCGACCCAAUCGAGCUGUGGCCUUGGCGAACAAAUCAAGGGCGAAUUUUACGUCCGGGCUUCGGCAUCCUGUGUCGGCAAGGACUAUAGGUUCAUCGCUCAGAUUUUCCCCCUGGUCGCCUACUUUUUUCAGCAACGCAUGUGGCUCUCCCAAUCCGAAGCAGAGUGCUGGAUGGCCCUCGGCAAACUCACGCGACAUGCGAUGCGUACUGACACCGACGACCUCGCAGCCUAUGCCGACACGUACAAGGUUCUCGCCACUCGAUUCGUACUACUGUCCUUGCAGCGAAUCGCCUCCCACGUGGUCAGCAAGGUCAAAUGUCACUACCUGCUGCACGUCGAGGAGGCGAUUCGGCGGUUCGGUCUGCCGAGGAUGUUCGACUCGUCCGUCGCUGAGUCAGCGAACAAGACCGUUCGCGACUACUGCAUGCAUUCGAACCGCCACUCCCCCACUCGUGACAUUGCCUGUCAAGACAGCCAGGCACACCGUCUGGUCUUCAUCGCUGCGGGAGGCCGAUGGGAAGCCGCUGACGGACCCAAGGCCACCGCCGGCCCCUCUGUUUCGCAAUUCUUUCGCGUCGCAGGAAGGGAGCGACUUUCGACGCGAACUACGGCUGGACGAUUUGAAAGAUUCGAAGGUCGACAACCGACACGUGCAUAGUGGGAUGGCUCUGGGCAACGCGAAGACUGCUUUGACGACCAAGGAGAAGAUCGACGCCACCCGAGCGUGUGCCGCACUUCAUCCUUCAUCAUAGUAUUUUCGAUGCACUCGGAACCACGCCAAGCUUGCGUCCAGGUCGCUUCGUCACGCUGCGCAAUGGGGAUUAUGGUUGGUCCCGAGAUUGGUGCUUCGUUCAAGCUGGUCCACAAGAUCAAAGGGUACGUCCCCGCUAUGCAUUGGGUCGUGGUGCGUCCGUGUCACUCGCUGACGAGAGAAGUGAUGCCCGUCGGUCAGCCCCGGCUGGCGCAGAUCCUUGAACUCUGGACCGUGGACGGCCGACCGCGCGAAGUGAUCCCACCCUUCGGGCUCAGCUUUGUGGUGCUCGCCUUCGCGGCCGGCGGGAGAGGAACUGGGCGACACCGGGUUUUUGAAGAUGCAGCGCACGGAGGAGAUUGA
This is a messenger RNA of Microbotryum saponariae, 1191 nucleotides long. The record is from the annotation of a GenBank genome assembly. Lineage: Eukaryota; Fungi; Basidiomycota; Microbotryomycetes; Microbotryales; Microbotryaceae.